AUGGCAUGCAAAGUAUGUAAAACCUACCUUGAACAAUUUGAACACGAAGACAUUGACACAGAGACAGACAAUGUUCCAGUACUUUCAGAAACAGAAUGGAAUAAGUUUGUUGACCAUUACUAUUCUCUCAUUCAUGAAGGGGCAGUUAUUUGUAAUGCAGAAAGUUAUUUUACUCAGUGUCAAAAUAUUUUGCACAAAAUUAGGCUACUUAACCCACAGCAAGAGAUUGAUGGUCUUCAUAACAUCUGGAUCAUUAAACCUGGAGCAAAAUCCCGUGGCAGAGAAAUAGUAUGCAAAAAUCGACUGGAUGAAAUAUUGAAACUAGUUGAACCAACUGAUCAAUUUCCAAUUAAAGAUCAUAAGUGGGUUGUCCAAAAGUAUAUAGAGAAACCACUCCUCAUUUAUGAUACAAAAUUUGAUAUUAGGCAGUGGUUUCUUGUAACAGACUGGAACCCAUUGACUAUAUGGUUCUACAAAGAAAGCUAUCUGAGAUUUUCAACUCAACGUUUUUCCUUAGAAAAUCUUCACAG
Molecule: messenger RNA, 530 nt
Organism: Notechis scutatus (mainland tiger snake)
Lineage: Eukaryota; Metazoa; Chordata; Lepidosauria; Squamata; Elapidae
Source: RefSeq, a predicted model, not a curated record